UGGGGCGGGGGCAAGUGUCAGUCAGGUCGGGAGCGCGACGGGGGACACCGGGGACCCGGGCGGCUGACAGGGGGCCCGGGCCGCUGCCGUGUUGUCCGCUCAAGAUGGAGUUCCUCCUGGGGAACCCGUUCAGCACCCCGGUGGGGCAGUGCCUCGAAAAGGCAACAGAUGGCUCCCUCCAGAGCGAGGACUGGACGUUGAACAUGGAGAUCUGCGACAUUAUCAAUGAGACAGAGGAAGGGCCAAAGGAUGCCAUUCGAGCCCUGAAGAAGCGGCUCAACGGGAACCGGAACUACAGAGAGGUCAUGCUGGCUUUGACUGUGCUGGAGACGUGUGUGAAGAACUGUGGCCACCGCUUCCACAUUCUCGUGGCCAACCGGGAUUUCAUCGACAGCGUCCUGGUCAAAAUCAUCUCUCCCAAGAACAACCCUCCCACCAUUGUGCAGGACAAGGUGCUCGCUCUGAUCCAGGCGUGGGCUGAUGCCUUUCGAAGCAGCCCUGACCUCACCGGCGUGGUGCAUAUAUAUGAGGAACUGAAGAGGAAAGGGGUCGAGUUUCCCAUGGCAGACUUGGACGCUCUGUCUCCCAUCCACACACCACAGCGGAGCGUCCCCGAAGUGGAUCCAGCCGCAGCCAUGCCCAGGUCCCAGUCGCAGCAGAGGACGAGUACCAGCUCCUACACCUCGCCUCCUCCUGCCCCCUACUCCGCUCCGCAGGCCCCGGCUCUCAGUGUGACGGGCCCCAUCACGGCCAAUUCGGAACAGAUUGCCAGGCUUCGGAGUGAACUGGACGUUGUUCGAGGCAACACAAAAGUCAUGUCGGAGAUGCUAACAGAAAUGGUCCCCGGGCAGGAGGAUUCGUCCGAUCUGGAAUUGCUGCAGGAGCUGAACAGGACCUGCCGGGCCAUGCAACAGCGCAUCGUGGAGCUCAUCUCCCGCGUGUCCAACGAGGAGGUCACCGAGGAGCUGCUUCACGUCAAUGAUGACCUCAACAACGUCUUCCUCCGCUACGAGAGGUUUGAACGAUACAGGUCAGGCCGAUCGGUGCAAAAUGCCAGUAAUGGAGUCCUGAACGAAGUGACCGAGGACAACUUAAUAGACCUGGGCCCGGGAUCUCCAGCUGUGGUGAGCCCAAUGGUGGGGAACACGGCACCUCCAUCUUCUCUCUCCUCUCAGCUUGCAGGCUUAGACUUGGGGACAGAGAGCGUCAGUGGUACCCUCAGUUCACUCCAGCAGUGUAAUCCACGUGAUGGCUUUGACAUGUUUGCCCAGACAAGAGGGAACUCCUUGGCCGAACAACGCAAGACGGUAGCCUACGAGGACCCCCAGGCUGUCGGAGGACUGGCUUCUGCACCAGACAGCCGGAAACAGAGCUCUGAAGGGACUUUUCUGUCCUCGGCCCAGAAGAGAGGUAAAGGUGGGGACUCUGACCUGGAGCCCAUAGACAGCUGGCUCAUAACCCAAGGAAUGAUCCCCGUUGCGCAGCCCUCUGUCAUGGACGACAUUGAAGUGUGGCUCAGGACGGACCUGAAGGGCGAUGACCUGGAGGAAGGCGUCACGAGUGAAGAAUUCGAUAAGUUCCUGGAAGAAAGAGCCAAAGCUGCCGAAAUGGUCCCCAGCCUCCCCUCGCCCCCAGGGGACGCCCCAGCCCCAGCCUCAAACCCCUCCGGCCGGAAGAAGCCGGAGCGAUCAGAGGACGCCCUCUUUGCCCUGUGAGCUGGUCUACGGUUCGGCUCCCCAGACGGCAGGUCACCUCCUGUCCCCCCCCCCCCCCCGGUCCAAACGAGGCACUGGCCCCCCGCCCCCCAUCUGCAGUCCCCUCUUGGUCCUGUACUGCUGCGUCUCCAUGGAAGCACCCCUGUGUUUGCUCCCAGGCCUCCCAUGUGGCAGGACCAACUUUAGCCACCUUCUUCCGUCUGGGUGGUGGGACAGCCCCGUUGCAGCCAGAGGCUCUUGCCCCCACCCCCGCCCCUUGUGCCCAUAGGCUCCCUCUGCCCAUAUGUCCUCCCCGGAAGGGCAGGCCAUGGGGCCGUUUCCCGAGGAGACACCUGGACUGUCUUUUCUCCGGUCCCCCCCCCCCCACAGAGAAGGGGCUCAGACCCCAGCCCCUUCCCCCGUGUGCCCCACCCCUGCCUGCCUCGGCGGGUCUUCUUGGACCGGCCUACCCUCCCGUGCCCCUGUUCAGAAAGGGCUUGUCUGCACCCGUGGACUUGGUCUCCCUCCCUGGAAUGCUGCUCCCUGACGUGGGUCACCCUGCGGCACUGGGCGUGCUCGGCACUUGCGAAGGCUCUGUGCGCGCCUGUGUGUGAGGCCGCCUGUCCGCUUGACCCUCUCUCCGUCACUAAGCUUCUAGGCCGAGCGCCCGCCCAAGCCGGCUCAGCAGCUGAGCCUGGGACCAAGGGGUCCCUGCAGGCUCCUGGCGUGCUGAGGGAGAGCCAAGGGCAGUUGCAAGGAUGGCACGCGCCCCGCGGAUGGUAGUUGAGAGGCACAUGGCUUAGCCCCCACAGAGCUACACUACCGGAAACCAAACUGCCCCAUGGCUGCCUCACGCUGCCCUCACACGGUCGGCCCCAUCUGGGGAGGGCCCCGCCUGGGGAGGGCCCCGCCUGGGGAGGAGUUGCUCUGGCUUGCUUGGGAAGGCUCGGUGGGUGUGUGAGCCAUCGUGCGGCCAGCCCUUCCCGCCUGGCGGUUGGAGCAGGGAGCUCGUCGACACAGGCUGACACCACUGCCUCGGG
Callorhinus ursinus (northern fur seal) is the source of this 2734-nucleotide messenger RNA. Lineage: Eukaryota; Metazoa; Chordata; Mammalia; Carnivora; Otariidae. The record is from RefSeq and is a predicted model, not a curated record.